This is a messenger RNA of Manihot esculenta (cassava), 1122 nucleotides long. RefSeq lists its product as uncharacterized. The transcript is spliced from 5 exons. NCBI's taxonomy places the organism in Eukaryota, Viridiplantae, Streptophyta, Magnoliopsida, Malpighiales, Euphorbiaceae. The record is from RefSeq and is a predicted model, not a curated record. Bases 227 to 877 code for a protein of 216 amino acids.
UUAUCCACAUUCCUUUCUACAUGUCAGUUUCUUUCUUCGUCUCCUCUUCUUCUAGUUAUUAAAUCCUCCAACAAGUGUUGCUCAAUUCCGGUUAAUUUUCUUUUCCGGUUUUAUUUUGCUUUAAUUUCAAACGAAAGGAAAGGGAUUCUAGUUUCUCUGAAAAAAUUUUCUGUUCCAAAAAUUAUCUACUGAUUCUGUAACCAAAGCUAUUUGCAUAAUCCAAGGUAUGACGAGUAUUAUAUCAAGUCAACAUUGUAAUCCACCACUUGGGGUUCAGGACCAUCUAUUCAGAGCGAGAUUCAAUAAGCUUCCUCGUUCUGGGGGAUUCAUUUUCUCUAAUUCUCAAUCUGCUGUCACUCGUUAUCGCCUAACUACAAGGAAACAUAGGCCUAUCUUCUCUAUUCCUGUGGAUGAUACCCAAGAUCCAGAUGAGUCUGAAGAUGAAGAUAGUGACAAGGAUUUCCCCAAAGAUGAAGCUGGAGGGGUUGAUAGUGAAAUGCUAAGGAAAAAUCUUGAAAGAAUUGUUGGUACAGAUGAUUCUGCUUUUAGUGGAAUAGACCUUGCAACUCUUAUCAGGAACAAGUAUGGAAGAUCUUAUGAUGUUCAAUUAAUAAAGAAGGAGUUCAUGGGUAGAAAUCUCCUUGCUUUGAAUGUCAUGUGGAGGUACAUGGAGCAGAGAUCCUUUCCACUAACUGAGGAGGAGUAUUUACUAAGGCUCGAUGAUGUGGCAAACACAUUGAAAUGUUGGGGAGCUGUCUCACACAUUCGAAACAGCUUAUUGAAGUUGAAAGAGCGACCUCGGAUAGGAAAGGCAGUGAGCAUUUUCAUAGACAUGGAUGAGUCUGGAGGCCGUGCGAGAGAAUGGAUUUACAAAUAGAUUGUGCUUUAACCUACCAGGAUUUCACUUGGCCACUUUGGUCCAUGCUUUGAAAAUGAGAGAAGCCAUCCAUCCAAAAGAUAGUCGUUGACCAUUUAUGAAUUGGACAUCUUCUGCUUCAUAGUUGUUAUAUAUUUCCUUGUCGUUUACCUAUAGAUACCACAGUGUCAUGUAAAGCAUCAUAGCAUUGUCUGUAAAUUCAAGAACUUCUAUAUUCCUUUGAUAUAAAGUUCAGUACUUGCAAA